ACAUGCUGCUGUCCCGGCCCUAUCAGGGGCGUCUCCAUCCUGCUGCUGCCGCCGCCGUUGGCUUAGAGGACACAUCAUCUCCCCUUGAGGUCCUGCAUCCCUCCUGAGCUUCAUCCUCUCUCCUUUCUACCAGCACUUUCUCAAUCUCUCCUUCACCCCUGGUGAGGUAAGAGGAAGGCUGACCAUGGCAGUCGAGAGGAUCCAUGCCCGUGAGAUCCUGGACUCCCGUGGGAACCCCACUGUUGAGGUGGACCUGUACACACACAGAGGCAUGUUCCGAGCAGCGGUGCCCAGCGGCGCGUCCACUGGGAUCUACGAAGCGCUGGAGCUGCGAGACAACGACAAGUCACGUUUCCUCGGGAAAGGGGUCCUGCAGGCCGUGGAUCAUAUCAACAGCACUGUCGCCCCAGCUCUCGUGGGCUCUGGCCUCUCUGUGGUGGAUCAAGAGAAGAUAGACAAUCUGAUGCUUGAGAUGGACGGCACAGAGAACAAAUCCAAGUUUGGUGCCAAUGCUAUCCUGGGAGUUUCACUGGCCGUGUGCAAGGCAGGAGCUGCAGAGAAGGAUGUCCCUCUGUACCGCCACAUUGCUGACCUGGCUGGCAAUUCCGAUCUCAUCCUUCCUGUGCCAGCUUUCAAUGUGAUCAAUGGAGGUUCCCAUGCAGGCAACAAGCUGGCCAUGCAGGAGUUCAUGAUCCUGCCUGUGGGAGCUGAAAGCUUCCGUGAUGCCAUGCGCAUCGGGGCUGAAGUCUAUCACAACCUCAAGAGUGUCAUCAAGGAGAAGUAUGGCAAAGAUGCUACCAACGUGGGUGAUGAGGGAGGCUUUGCCCCCAACAUCCUGGAAAAUAGUGAAGCUCUGGAGCUCCUCAAGGAAGCUAUUGACAAAGCAGGCUACACAGACAAGAUUGUCAUCGGGAUGGACGUGGCAGCCUCCGAGUUCUACCGUGAUGGCAAAUACGACCUGGACUUCAAGUCCCCAGAUGACCCAAGCCGCUACAUUUCUGCAGAUGAGCUGGGUGACCUCUACCAAAGCUUCGUACGUGAUUAUCCAGUGGUCUCCAUUGAGGAUCCCUUCGACCAAGAUGACUGGGAGGCCUGGGCCAAGUUCACGGCCAACGUGGGGAUUCAGAUCGUGGGGGACGACCUGACAGUGACAAACCCCAAGCGCAUUGAGCGAGCUGUGGAGGAGAAGGCCUGCAACUGCCUCCUGCUCAAAGUCAACCAGAUUGGAUCCGUCACGGAGGCCAUCCAGGCCUGCAAGUUGGCCCAGGAGAAUGGCUGGGGUGUGAUGGUGAGUCACCGAUCCGGGGAGACCGAGGACACCUUCAUUGCUGACCUGGUUGUGGGACUGUGCACUGGGCAGAUAAAGACGGGUGCUCCCUGCAGAUCUGAACGCCUGGCUAAAUACAACCAGCUCAUGAGGAUUGAGGAGGAGCUUGGCGAUGAAGCACGCUUUGCCGGACACAACUUUCGCAACCCAAGUGUUCUUUGAACAUUGUCCCCAGAGCACAGCCACCAUGCUGCUCCUUCCCACCUCACAGACUCUGAAGCACCCUUCCCUCUACUGUUCCCUUUUUUGCUCUUUCUUCUCUCUCUGCCACCCGGUUCCCUCUCACCUCAGAGCCCCUCACGUUCAGGUGUCCCUGGCUAGAUGUACCAAGGUGAAGGAUGACAGAGAAGCCUACACCCUGUCCCUCGCUUCAGGGUCAUAAGCAUUUCAGGAUCUAGGCAUUGUGUGUCUUUUGGGUUUUGUCUUUUUUUUCGUGCAGGGUCACACCUGAGCCACCCUUGUUCACGUGUUAGAUGACAGCAGAGCAUGCUGCCCGGUGUGUGUCCCUUGUACGCCGAAGCACGUGCAGUGAUCAUGUGUACGUUGGCUGGUGU
Molecule: messenger RNA, 1881 nt
Organism: Chaetura pelagica (chimney swift)
Lineage: Eukaryota; Metazoa; Chordata; Aves; Apodiformes; Apodidae
Gene: ENO2
Product: enolase 2 (gamma, neuronal)
Exons: 12
Coding region: 185-1489 (434 amino acids)
Biological process (GO): glycolytic process
Cellular component (GO): phosphopyruvate hydratase complex
Molecular function (GO): magnesium ion binding; phosphopyruvate hydratase activity
Source: RefSeq, a predicted model, not a curated record